Paramisgurnus dabryanus is the source of this 953-nucleotide messenger RNA. It is a transcript of the gene myl12.2, whose product is annotated as myosin, light chain 12, genome duplicate 2. Gene Ontology annotation, molecular function: calcium ion binding. NCBI's taxonomy places the organism in Eukaryota, Metazoa, Chordata, Actinopteri, Cypriniformes, Cobitidae. The record is from RefSeq and is a predicted model, not a curated record.
UUCCGGUGUGUGAUGUAAUAGUUUGUGGAUUGGACUCUCCUAUUGUACUGAGUUCCAGAGGGGUGCUGUGGGUCAGUGGCUGGCUAGCGUGGCAGUCGUUGUUUGAGGUGUCCUAGCUUGUUUGUUACCGAUUAAGUUGUAACUUCGCAGAAGUGUCAAAAUGUCAAGCAAAAAGGCUAAGGGGAAGACCACCAAAAAGCGCCCCCAGCGGGCCACCUCAAAUGUGUUUGCCAUGUUUGACCAGUCACAGAUCCAGGAAUUCAAGGAAGCUUUCAACAUGAUCGAUCAGAAUCGCGAUGGCUUCAUAGAUAAAGAGGAUCUGCAUGAUAUGUUGGCCUCGUUAGGCAAGAACCCUACAGAUGAAUACCUCGAAGCAAUGAUGAAUGAAGCACCCGGUCCCAUAAAUUUCACAAUGUUCCUCACAAUGUUUGGUGAGAAACUUAAUGGAACAGAUCCUGAAGAUGUUAUCAAAAAUGCCUUCGCUUGUUUUGAUGAAGAAGGCACAGGUUUCAUUCAGGAGGACUACCUUAGAGAGCUUUUAACCACAAUGGGAGACAGGUUCACAGAUGAAGAAGUAGAUGAGCUGUUCAGAGAGGCCCCUAUUGACAAGAAAGGAAACUUCAACUAUGUGGAGUUCACACGCAUCCUGAAACACGGCGCUAAAGACAAAGAUGACUAGGGCAGGGCACUACUGAAACUAAUGAAAACUACACUGUAAUACAUACUUUGUUUUUAUCCUUUUUCCACCUUUAUGGGCUAGUGCAAGGCAAUACAUAAAUCAGCAGGGCAAGCUCAUUUGAUUUUACUUAUGGACUUCUCUUACACAGUCUGAUUAGACUUGUACAUAAUUACAGUACACACCAAGAUUGGUAAUCUGUGAUAAUUCUUAAAUUGAAUGAAUGCUGUUGUGUUAUUUAAACGUUGAUGAAUAAAUUCUGGAUCUAUGACUUAAA